Leptidea sinapis is the source of this 2699-nucleotide messenger RNA. RefSeq names its product ras-specific guanine nucleotide-releasing factor 1-like. NCBI's taxonomy places the organism in Eukaryota, Metazoa, Arthropoda, Insecta, Lepidoptera, Pieridae. The coding region runs from base 96 to 2699 and encodes 867 amino acids. The transcript is spliced from 22 exons. Gene Ontology annotation, molecular function: protein binding; guanyl-nucleotide exchange factor activity. The record is from RefSeq and is a predicted model, not a curated record.
GUCUAAUAUCAUAGGUAAUAUUAUAGUAGUAUUUUCAAACAUGUUGAAAUAUUAAGUGGAGUCUCGAGAGCUCAUCAUUGAAAUCAUCAGCGGCCAUGUUGAGUCCGAAGAUUCAGCGGUCGGUUCGCGUGAACGAUGGACAGCUGAUAGCGCUGUCUGAACGUGCCCAGUAUGACCACUCACAGGCCGGGUACCUGCACAAGAGGAGUGCGGACAAUGCAAAAUGGCAGCUGAGGUGGUUCAUACUUUAUCAGAACCUGUUAUUCUACUAUGAGUCGGAGAACAACACGCGACCCACUGGGGUUCUGCUGCUCGAGGGCUCGUACUGUGAGAGGCUGAGCAAGGCGCCCAUGGAGAGAAAUGCAUCGUUCUGCUUCACAAUAUCAUAUCGCCGGGAGAGCCAGCGGCAGUACGAGCUACGAGCAGCUUCGGAAGUGGACUGCGCGCAUUGGGUGGACGCCAUCCGGGAGGCGAGCUUCAACAAGCUGUUGCUGCAGAAGGAGGAGCUGGAACAGAAGCAGCUGCAUCUCCUGCAGGUGGUGGAAAGUGAGCGCACGUCACGCUGGCAGUACGCACAGCAGUGUGACGAGCUGAGCAAUGAACUGAAGAAACUCCGAUCUGAGCUUUGUGCCUACAAGAAGGAGCACGAGCCUUCAACCAGAGCCACAUCAACCACAAGCCUGUCACCAACUCUCUCUGAUGAUGUCGACCCCUCCGAGCUGCGCAAGAUUAAAAAAGUGCAGUUUUUUUUGCAGAGUUUCUUUCGGGGCUGGCUCUGUCGUCGACGCUGGAAGCAGAUCGUGGACCAGUACAUCAAGAGUCCUCAUGCAGAGAGCAUGAGGAAAAGAAACAGUCUAGUUUUCAAAAUGGUGGAAGCCGAGGAAGAAUAUUUGGAACAAAUGGAAAUCUUGGUUACGUGCUUCCUGCGUCCGUUCAAGAUGGCAGCUAGCUCCAAGAAACCGCCGUGUACCCACGAGGAUGUCAACUCUAUAUUCUUAAACAGUGAGACCGUGUUGUUCUUGCACCAGAUAUUCUUCAAGGGUCUCACCUCGAGGAUGGAGUCGUGGCCAACCCUUGUUUUGGGAGAUCUAUUCGACAUGCUGUUACCCAUGCUUACCAUCUACCAGGAGUACGUGAGGAACCACCAUUACUCGCUGCAAGUGCUCACUGAAUGCAAGCAGGCUCAGCCAUUCACCCAUCUUCUGGCUCGCUUGGAGAGCAAGUCAGCUUGCCAAGGUCGAUCGCUGGAGACUUUCCUCACAUAUCCCAUGCAUCAGAUUCCCCGGUACAUCAUCACACUGCACGAGCUGCUGGCACACACUCCUCACGACCAUGUUGAGCGCCGUAGCCUUCAGCACGCCAGGGCUCAACUUGAAGAGCUCUCCAGACAAAUGCAUGAUGAGGUUAGCGAAACAGAAAAUCUUCGUAAAAACUUAGCUGUGGAGAGGAUGAUAAUUGAAGGAUGUGAUAUUCUGCUAGAUGUUAACCAAGUGUUUAUUCGGCAAGGGACGCUUUCGCAAGUGGUUGGUAAGGGUCGUCGUGCUACGUUACAGUCUAGACAAGCCUUCCUGUUCAGCAACCAUCUCCUGCUGACCACCCGAGCAGCUGGAGGACGUCUCCAUCUUCCACCAUCAGGGAGGCUGCCACUGCACGAUGCGCUGUUGAUCGAGGACCCCUCCAACCAUGACGAUGACGACACGACUUCUGUUUGUUCUUCGCCUGGAGGAGACAAUUAUCAAGGGAAAGAUUUUAAGAUCCUCGUCGAAGUGAAGGGCGAACAAAUUUAUGCGCACCUGGUUGCCGCUACUCUUGAGGAGAAGGCGGCGUGGACUAGCGAGCUGGCACAGUGCAUGGAGAGUGCAGCGCUGACAGAGCUCCUGCGGGCCUGUGGCUCCUGCGGCACAGCAUCAGCAAGUCUCCCCGCCUGCAGAUCUGACCGAGCCCUGUUCACAGACGACGUCGACAUACGCUUCAGCAGGACUUUAAACUCGUGCAAAGUCCCGCAGAUAAGAUCCGCGACACCGCAGCGCUUGCUACAGAGACUCACUGAUCUCCGGUUCCUGUCAGUUGAUUUCUUAAACACGUUCCUGCUAACCUAUCGCGUGUUCACUGAUGGCGUCACGGUGCUGGAGGCUCUGAAGCAAGUGUUCUACGAGCAGUCACAGCAGGAGCUGGAGCUGUUGCCGCCGCCUGAUGCCACCAGGAAGACCAGUGCUGCCAGCACUGUGUCUGGUUACGGUUCUGAGUACAGCGAAAGAGAUUGGCAGACCAGAUUCUGGCGAACUACACGAGGAAAAAGUGAAGACGAUGAUAAGCUCUCGCCGUACUUAAUGGCACCAUCAAGACGCCCCUCAGCCGUUGGCAAGACUGAGGAGGACAACAGUCAUCUAACCAUACCGAAGAUAAUGGCGACGUCCUCCAGCAAUGAAACUCUCAAAGGCACCGCUACAACAGCCACAGGUACAUCACCAUCAUCUCCUGGAGCUAUAAGUUCGGUGACACUAGUCGGCAGUCCAAAACAUGUGAGCCCCGAACACACGGUGACGUCAACCAAAGAUUCACCAACAAGGAUAAAAGAUAAUGACAGGGCUGCUGCUCUCAUGAAAGAUGAGAGUAUAGAGCUGGUGGAUCAAAGUGACGAGGAUAUUAAAUAUAAAGAGGAGGAACAAGAGAAACACAAACCCAAAAAUCAGAUGUAA